Messenger RNA from Podarcis lilfordi (Lilford's wall lizard), 5279 nucleotides. NCBI's taxonomy places the organism in Eukaryota, Metazoa, Chordata, Lepidosauria, Squamata, Lacertidae. The record is from the annotation of a GenBank genome assembly.
AUGGUGGUCUGUCGGAAUGGUUUUGGAAAAUUUAGGUACCUGUAUUGGUAUAUUAGGGGAAACCCCAAUAACUACACUAGAGUUAUGUUUACCCAUGGGAGCUCCCCCCCCCCGAACUACUGAAGCAUGAGGACGGGGGUGGGAAGGGAAGUUCAUCAGGAUCAAGGUUGGAGAGAGAACGAUUAGACCUCCCCUCCCUGUACCCUGUUGUCCUAAUGAAGAUUGGGGAGGGGGGCACACCUGUAAUUAAAUUAAGAAAAAUCCCAGAUGCAGCUGCUAAUUACACAUUUAGACUAACGUGUAGUUUGGCCCUCAGGGCCUGUUGUGAUGGUGUUGUUGGUGUCUCUGAAGCUCUUGGCAGGAGCAGGGAUGGUCUUGACUCAAUACGAUUUCCAUUUUUCAGUAUCUGCACCCUCUGUGCUCAUUUGACUCCUCUGCCAAUAUGUAUGCAUUAUGUUGCUGGAAAAUGAAUAAAAUGGAAUCCAGAUGGCAGCUCUCUGUGCUAUUGAUUUGACAUUUGCAAGCUAAAAUAGGAACUUAGGAAGCCAGCAUAAUUAUAAUUUCCCCCCUCUAUUUUUGAAUCCUGUUUCUGAACCUUUAGCAGCAGAUAUUUUGUGGGUGAAACUCUUUUCCUGGUGUGGGGUAAAUUGAUGUGGAAAACUGCUCAAUUUCUCUUUGUUGGUUUGCUGUUGAAUGCAGAAGGGUACAGAUGGGGGAGGAAAUUGAUUUAGUUUGCAUUUAAAGCUGAAAUUCCCUAAUUUGCACUUUCCGAAAUUAUACAACAGGGGUCAGCAAACCUUUUCAGCAGGGGGCCGGUCCACUGUCCCUCAGAUCUUGUGGAGGGCGGGACUAUAUUUUUUUUGGGGGGGGGAUGAUUGAAUUUCUGUGCCCCACAAAUAACCCAGAGAUGCAUUUUAAACAAAAGCACAUAUUCUACUCAUGUAAAAACCCAGGCAGGCCCCAAAAAUAACCCAGAGAUGCAUUUUAAAUAAAAGGACACAUUCUACUCAUGUAAAAACACGCAGAUUCCCGGACCAUCUGCGGGCCGGAUUUAGAAGGCUGUUGAGCCGGAUCUGGCCCCUGGGCCUUAGUUUGCCUACCCAUGCUAUACAAGAAGUGAAACACAGCCGUCCUUUGUAAAAAGUUUGUAAAAAGAAUGAGAAUCCGGGGGAUACCAGAUUUUACAGAUUUGCCCAUCCCAACUGAAGAGCAGGGCCUGUAAAAUGUCUUCAGUGCUAGCAGUCUUGAAGAUGAGGAUUUUGCAACGCUUUAGUGGUGCUACAGAUGAGACUUGGAAUGACAUCUAUUCACCACAGCGUAGUGGGAGUGCUUUGGUUUGAUCACCCAUUCUUUCAUCUCAUAUCAAAUGCUUUGGAAGGCUGUGAAUCUGUGUUCAAGCCACUUUCACAGCACUAUGGAACUUCCUACAAUGUUGUGAACUGACAGGACAGCGGGGAGGGAGAAGAGUAUCCCAUCGAGGGGUGUAGCUAUGACUGGGACACACCAGUGCAGACUAAUGAUGGAGAAAGGGGGUGAGGGCUUGGGGCUUAGGAGGUACUCAUAGGAUGGCAAGGGGGCAGUGGUCAGUUCACAGGAACCAGAGGAAGGGGACACUUUAAGAAAAACACUGGGGCCUAAUUUGAUUAGUAGAAUGCCUGGCAUCUGGUGGGCGGGGCUUCUGCGCUGUGCUCUGGAAUUGGCCCCUCCCUCCGGGUGUUCCGUUCAGUUCAGUUAGAGAGACCAACUGCCGUUCUCGCCUCACGAUGUUGUUUUAGUUUCUCUCAGACAGUGUGUUAUGGUGUUACAGUUUUCUUUAUUAUUAAAGAAAGCUUUGUUUGACAUAUACAUGAGCCGCUUAUGUUGCUGAAAGAAAAGAAAAUAAACUCUGCUGAAGAAGGGUGGAAUAUCCUCAAGUUGGGUGAGUUAAGGGAUAUUCACAGUCUGACAGGAGGACUGAUUUUUUAAAAUCACCCCCACAUCACCAGAGCCAGAGGGGCCCCCGUCUCUGUGAACACAGCCGGCUCUGAGGUGUCAGGAACAGCAAGAGACUGAAGCAAGCAAGGGAACACAGCCCAGCUCACUGACCAGGUGGGGCUCAUUAGCUCUGGGAGGAGGGCUGUGGCCCCUCAGCUGGAUUAGGCUCAGGGCAGGGGAGGGUCACAUGCCUCGUCAAGCCCAGAUGCUUCAUUCAAGAUCCAAGGGAUGCAGGCAGAGGCUCUCAGUUUGCUCAGCUUUCCCUGUUGAUGGACCCUGGCUUGGGUGUUUCAGGAGCUCUAAGGGACUUUGCUUUUCAGGACUGCAGCAGUGGGAGCCUGGCCUGACUGCUGAAUUUUGGACUUGGCUCACUGUAUCGAACCGGGACCGUUUUUCUCAACCUGUUGGAUUGCCAAACUGCUCGCUAGCAUCCACCCUUGGAACUGUACACCAGCAGGACUUGCUGUCAGGUACGCCGCGGUUCAAGACAUACAGCUCCUGUUGUUAAUCAGAAGCUAUGCUUUUUUUCUGUUUUAAACAUCCACACAUCCCUUUAAGUGCAGGAGAAGAUAUCCCCCCCCCCCCGGGCCCACCACCCUAUACAUGUGUCAGUGUGACCAAAGAAGGAGUUCAAAGUUAAAAUUUUGGAGGAAUUAUGCCCAUAUGCAUGUCAAUUCAUGGAAAAUAUUGUGGAGGGGUGAUGGUAAAUUCACUUCAAAGUUUAAAUAAGCUUGGAUAGUAUUUUAAAUUGCUGGGAGCUUCAAUAGCAGUUUUAAUCCCUCUUAUUGUGUGGUCAUUAACCAGUAUAAAAUGGUAUAGAAGUGUCUUUCUGUCCUUCAUUCACCCCCCCCCCCAAAAAAAUAUUUUUUUUCACUUGCUUACACAAGAAGCACCUUUCUGCCCUUCAUAAAUGGCCACUAAGAGCUGGAAAGAGGUGUUUUAAAUGGCACAGUUGAAGCCAGUCUAAAAUGUUGUCUUGUGUCCAUUUAAGCAGUAAAAGUUGCCUCCCCUUCAUUGAAAACAAUAGUUACUAAAUGAAACAAUUUGCUUUUAGAACAUUGAAUGAUACAUUUCUCUUUAAGUUCUUUUUAACUUUCUGCUAUUUGUAUUGUUUCUAAAGAGCGCCUAUUGUUCUACUUGCUGUGAAUAUUUUUUGUUUCCAAUAUCCUUGAGUGGAGAGAAUAUGUUACAGCAGCUCAAUGGUACAACAGUUCGUGAUUUAUCUAUCAAAGGUAUUUAUAGAGCAGUAGCCACCAUAAUGUUCAAGCUUUGCCUCUACUUGCUAUCUAGAUACAAACAGAAAAAUCUUUUGCUGGUAGCAAAUUUAAUAUUCAACCCCUGAUGUUCUAGGGGCCUGGAAUUCAUGCAGCUAUUUAAAAGUGAAAUUGAUUGUAAAAUGAUUUAGGGCAAAAAUUGGAAAUUUCUGUAAGAUUAGAAAGAAUUGGUGUGAUAAUUAUUGAUGGGCAGUUUUUUCUGGGCUCAAUUUAGAAGUGGUCACCUAAAACAAGGCUGCAGAAGCUAUGGUAGAUUACAAUUAAUAUCAUCUUUGACCAUGCUGUUGAAUCUGAUGGGAACUGGACACAAACAACAGCUGGAGGAUUGCUAGUUCCCCAAUUAUGGCCUAAAACAAGCCCAGUUCAUGCUGCAACCAAAUGACCUCAUUUUAAAUAAACCCCUGAUGUUGCCCUUUCUUCUCCUAACAUUCUCCUCAACAGACAUUAAGCUCUUUUGUGUCCAUCCACAUUUGUGUCCAUGUGCACACUUUUUGGACCUUUAAAAAUUGUGGUUUGCUUGACUUUUAGGAGACAUCUGAAGGCAGCCUGAAGGCACUUUAGGGAAGUUUCUAAGGACUGAUGUUUUUAUUAGGUUUUUAGAUAUGUUGUAAGCCACCCAGAGUGGCUGGGGAAACCCAACCAGAUGGGCGGGGUAUAAAUCAUCAUCAUCAUCAUCAUCAUCCGUUUGGUUUCACAGUAUAAUACUUCCCAGAAUCCAUGAGUACCAGGGACAGGAAGUGUGCAUUGUUGCAUGACAGAGCAUAUGCUCUGUAUUUAGAUGGUCACAUGCUUAUUUGAUUCAGCACGUAAUUAAUUAAUGAAACUCACUUGCAGAAGAUGGAUUGAGGGGCACUAGCUUUAGAUAGGUCUAAAAGAGGACUGGACAAACAUUGUCCUUAUCAGUGGCUACUAGUCAUGAUUGUUUUAUACAGCCUUGUGACUCAGAGACAGUAUGCUGCUGAGCACCAGCUGCUGAGGAGCAAUAAUGAGAAAGGGCGAUUGUUCUCUAGUCCGGGCUGUGAGCUUUCCAUACAUAUCUGGCUUGUCAUGUGGGGUAACAGGAUGCUGGACAAACUGGAGAAUUGGUCUGACCCAACACCAGCAGAAGUUUUUAUUUUUGCCAAAUUUAAUACAAAUCCCUAUACACCAAGCUGGGUGGUGGUAGAAUAAGUGAAGGUGCCCCUCUGCCCAACUCUCCUGGCUAAGUCAGCCUUCUGUUGGCAAUCCUCAAUCGGUGCCAACCUUCUCCUUUUGCCGGUCAAAUGUGAAUAGGCAGGAGGGCCUCUGGCAGGAUCCCCACCAGUGGAAGGCCCUGAAACAGGGCAUUCUGAGGGAGGGAAGGGGUUGAAACAGCCCAAGAUCUGUUGGAUUCCAAGCUAGUUUCACUGGCAUCGUAAGAUAGCACGGAGCCCCAUCCAGGCUUGAUUGCUGUGCCAUGCAUGGCAAGGCUGUGGAUACAGUAGUUGCUCUGCUGCUCUGUAACAGCCUUAGUAAAGCAGCCUAAUUCAUUAAAUUCAUAACUAACUUCUCAGCAAUUUCAUACGUCCGUUAAACAAAGCAAAUGUAGCACUUCACGAGAAGUUUCCAAGAAGUCAAUAGCAGGUAGGGGGGGUGGGAAUCUGUUGCUAGACUACAGCUUCCACCACCCCUGACCAUUGACCUAGUGUGUUGGGGCUGGUGGGAGUUGUAGUCCAACAACAGAAGAGCACCCUCAGGUUUCCCACAGGGAGCAAUGUUGUGCAGCCAAACCAAAUUCAAAAAGCCUGUGCCUAAAUACCAAGCACAUAACUCCACCCUUGCAAAAGUUGAACUAUAAUUGGCAAGCUCUGACAGUGCAAUUUUUAAAUGCAUGCACACAUAGAGAGAGAACUGUGGAAAAGUUGGAGAGAAUUAUAUUACUAGAGGAAAUAGGUUGUGAGAACAAAUUGGAGCACUAUCUUAGGAACGGUGGAUUUAAUGGAAGUGUAGGAAACCAUAAAUAGCAAAGAUGGCUAUAAAGUUCUCUCUUCGUUUCCAGCAAAGAAAAAUUAA